AUGAACUAUCAGAAUCUAGCCGGAGGAACGACGGUGGCUUCACAGCAGAGCACUGCGCCGUCCUACUCGUACGCGGCUCCAUCAUAUCCUCAACCGAGCCCUCAGCAGAAUGUCCCACUAGCUGCCGCUAGGGAUGCACCCGCUGAUUUUGGUGACAGAGCCGGGGAAAAUUUCUCCAACCCGCUAGCCCAGUUCGCGGCUCAAGCUCCACAGCUUUUCAACGGUGCUCCUCCUCCUCAAGGUCAGCAACAGGGGAACUACAUGUAUGGUGGAGAUGGAGGGAACAUGCAACAACAGGCUUAUUACAAUAACGCGAUGGACUACUCUGGGAACCGAUACAGUUAUGGUGGGUAUAACGGAGGUGGUUAUCCGGCGUAUGGCGGAUAUGAUACAUUUGGAUAUGGCUAUUAUGAAGAUCAGUUGGGCGCUAACCUCAAGGCGGUGCAGUGGGAAAAAUACACUUUGACCGAGUUUCAGAAGCACUUCUAUGUUGAGCAUCCACGGGUUGCGGCUAUGACUCCUGAAGAGGUCGAGCUUGUAAGAAGGAGACUGGACAUCGAAAUCAUACAUGGGGUUGAUGUUCCAAAUCCCAUCACGCAGUUCGAAGAGGCAUGCCUACCAGACUAUAUAAUGGUGGAGAUCCAGAAGGCUGGUUUCGUCAGUCCUACUCCUAUUCAAGUGCAGGGCUGGCCAGUCGCACUAUCUGGUCGAGAUAUGGUGGGAAUUGCUGAAACUGGGAGUGGCAAAACACUAGCCUUUCUAUUGCCAGCUGUGGUGCAUAUAAAUGCACAGCCGUACUUGCAAAAAGGGGACGGCCCGAUUGUGUUGGUCUUGGCCCCGACGAGAGAGCUCGCGUUGCAGAUUAAGGAAGAGUGUGACCGCUUCGGUAGAAGUUCACGAAUUUCCAAUACAUGCUGUUACGGUGGUGUGCCUAGAGGGCCCCAGGCUAGAAUGCUCCAGAACGGGGUUGAGAUAUGUAUUGCCACUCCAGGGCGGUUGAUCGAUUUCUUGGAGUCGGAAGUUACGAAUUUGAGAAGAGUUACUUACCUAGUGCUCGACGAAGCUGAUCGUAUGCUGGACAUGGGCUUCGAGCCGCAGGUUCGUAAAAUAGUUUCCCAAAUAAGACCGGACAGACAAACUCUGAUGUGGUCGGCGACUUGGCCUAAAGAUGUGCAGCAGCUUGCCAGGGAUUUGUGCAAUGAGGAACCAGUGCAUGUCACUGUGGGACAAUCUGGACAUGCUUGCCACAAUAUUCAACAGUUCGUUGAGGUCGUUGAGGAGAACGUCAAAUCAGAACGUUUACAAGCACUAAUGCGAGCAGUUGCCUCUGCCAGUGGGGGAGUUUUCGACGCCAAGGCCCUCAUUUUCACUGACACGAAGCGAUGCGCUGAUGAUAUUACUAGAGUGCUCCGUCGUGACGGCUGGCCUGCCCUGUCAAUUCAUGGUGAUAAGAAGCAGUCUGAACGCGAUUGGGUACUCGCGGAGUUCAAGAGCGGUAGAAUGCCUAUUAUGAUCGCCACCGAUGUGGCUAGUCGUGGCCUUGAUGUCAAGGACGUUAAGUAUGUGAUAAACUAUGAUUUUCCCGGCACGAUAGAGGACUAUGUUCAUCGAAUUGGCCGUACUGGCCGAGCUGGUGCGCAUGGUACUGCGUAUAGUUUUUUCACCGCCGACAAGGCGAAACUUGCCAAGCCUCUGAUUGGUAUUUUGAGGGAGGCGUCUCAACCCGUGCCCGAGGCCCUCGAACGUCUAGCUUUCGCGAGCAAUGGUAUGAAUGAUAAUGGAGGAAAAGGAAAGGGUCGUUACGGCAAAGGGAAGGGAUAUGGAGGCUAUGGAAAAGGGAAAGGAAAAGGAGGAGGAAAGGGCCCUAUGCCUGUGGGAGGAAUGAAAGGCAAAGGUGGUCCUCCUAGCAAAGGCUUCCGCAGUGGCUUCAAAGGCGGAAUGUAAAUGAUAGUACAAAUAAGAUGAUGUUUCUCUCGGUAUGUUGUAAUGUGUGAUGAGGUUCUAUCCUUACUGUCUACCCCUCGCUGGCUUGUCACACUAAGCUUUGACGGUGUAGUGCCAGCCUUGCCCGAUGUCGUAUCUGUUGUCUCCCGUACAAGUCUGGGAACAUACAUGAUUAACGCUUUUCAGAGAGGAUAGUUGUGGGUAUUAUAGGCUACUGCAUGGGUAGGAAUAUAAUCCCUUGUCACGCCUCGAUGUAUUCCUGUUGUAAACAUCAUUUGUACUACUGCAUACGACUGCCCCUCAGUGGGCAUGCUUUAAAGUUGUUCCUCGUUCUCAUAGUAUUAAACCAUUUUUUGGAAAUAACUGUCCUGGCAGUCAUUUCCUGUGUGCACCAUUCAGGCUGGGAGGACAUUUAUGUUCGUCCCUAUGCUAGUUUGGUCGCGCUUACUCUUUCGAGGAUAAGGGCAUGUUCCGGUAUGGGGCGGUGGUUGGCGACAUUUUUAUGACUGCUGCACUAGCUGUCAUUUUCAUCGAUAACUGUUAUU
Messenger RNA from Perkinsus marinus ATCC 50983, 2489 nucleotides. RefSeq names its product RNA helicase, putative. The record is from RefSeq and is a predicted model, not a curated record. The transcript has 6 exons. Bases 1 to 1944 code for a protein of 647 amino acids. Gene Ontology annotation, cellular component: ribonucleoprotein complex; nucleus; cytoplasm. Gene Ontology annotation, molecular function: ATP binding; RNA binding; RNA helicase activity. NCBI's taxonomy places the organism in Eukaryota, Perkinsozoa, Perkinsida, Perkinsidae.